Astrephomene gubernaculifera is the source of this 2656-nucleotide messenger RNA. Lineage: Eukaryota; Viridiplantae; Chlorophyta; Chlorophyceae; Chlamydomonadales; Astrephomenaceae. The record is from the annotation of a GenBank genome assembly.
CUCGGAUAUCGAACGAGACCCUCAAAGAGGAUUGUAAAUGUAGAUACCGCGCCAGGGUUAUGGUGCAGUGCAAGCCUCAUUCAGGAGACAAGUUUGUCUCUGUUUGCGUGUAAGGCUUGUGAAGUAGCACAGCCUACACAAAAUCGGCUCAUGGAACCUCAUUCCCUUGCUCUCAUUACCGCUUCUACACUAGACCCGCGUCACCAUUCGCACCUCCAUGGCACCCACGCUCGACGUGCACAGCCUCUACCGUUACAGCAUAAUCUCAGACGCCCCUUUAAGGGUCUAGCCCAAAGCCUAGCGCGCUUAUUGCCGCAGCUGAGGCAGAUUAGUCAGCGCUUGCGUAGGAUUGCACCUAAUGGCACUGCGGACGGCAACCCUGUGCGGCCUCUGCGAACUGCCGUCGCGAACGUCGACCCUGAUGCCUGCACUGCCCCAGACUUGUCUUUUCCAGCCCCAACGUUGCAAACCCAAAUCCAACCCAAACGCUUGGCGCGGUGGCGAGCCUGCUGCAGAGUCCAGUUCUUCAGGUUACGAAACAGACAACUUGACCAUUGCCAGAAGCAGCAACGAAAGGAGCAAGAGGAGCAGCAGCAGCAGCCGCUGCAGCAGCGGGUAGAGGAGCAACAGGACCAGCAGCAAUUGGACGCUCCCUCGCACGGCCCCUGCACGCAAGUUAGCGUCCACCCUCUACACCGACACGCGCACGGUACGCAGCGGUACGGGCCGCUACGGCAGCUGCGGCGCGUCUUACGGCUCAUGGGAAGUCAAUUACGUCCAGUGGGCCCAGGUGGCAACGACAGGACGGUUUCGGAGCGGCUCCUUAAUGUGGCCACGUGCGGCAUGUUCUUCCAGGCGGGCGGCAAGAUUGUGCGCCUCUGCAGCUCUCUCGCCGCGCGGCGCUUCGGCUGGGCCUUCAUCGCAGUGGGCGCCAUCGCCACACUGUACCAUGGGUCGGUGGGUCGCCUGCGGCCGCUAGCGCGCAAGGUGGACUACUACUCCAUCGCGCUGGCCAGUCUGCUGCUGCGAGCCGCGGUGGUGGGCCCGGCGCCUCGCUGGCUGGGUGGCGUCAUGCUGGCCGCCACACCCUUCAGACCCACCCUGGUGUCGGGCUGCAAUUUCAUGGCGGUGGAGGAGGAGCACACGCCGCUGCUGGCGUGGUUCCCCUUCACGCACGCCGCCUUCCACACGCUCUCCGCCGCCGCCUUCCUGACACUGCCAUCCGCGCUAGACCACAUCACAGCCUCCGCCGCAGCGUGAGGCAGGCCAGGAGGUGGCAGCGAGCGAUAGGGAAAGAAGAUGAAGAAGGUGUACGUUUCAUGCUGUGAACGCUGGUGGCAAAUGUUGGCAGCGAGAGGAGAGGAUGUGGGUCAGGGCAUGUGGGUGGUGAUGAGGUGUGUACGACGGCUAUGUUGCAGUACCUAGGGCCUGACUUGUACCAGGUAGUAAGCAGGCAAUGCGGUGAGCUUCUGCUGGGUUGGGCGAGAUGAGCGAGGUGGGUUGGGUGAGCAGCGGGGGGCAGACUUUGGGACGAUGGGUGGAUGGGCGGUAUGCAGCAUCAACAGGUGGCAGGAUACCGGUAUGGCUGGACUACCGGUAUCGGCGUGGCACCGGUAUUGUGGUACGGGUGAAGAACUGUGUGGGCGAUGUGGGCUGGGGGCGCAGUGCGCUGGAAUUUCCUGUGACGAAAAGGGUAUUAUACCGGUUUAUGUUUAUGUCUUCGGCGUUGGCUGGCUGGCUAAAGGAUGUUUCGUGAGGAUGCCGUACCUCAUGGCCGACUGCGAUUCAUCGGACUUGGGGACCGCAUGCGGUAGCGGCCAGUAUUCUUUUCGGGUUGCACUGAGCCGCCGGCGCGGCGCCCUAUGAUAGGGAACUUGGGUUAUUGCACCCUAAGGGAUGCGGUCGAAGUGACUAGUUGCGGUAGAUAUUUUGGGUUUACAGGUGCUGGGAUGGCACUGUGUUCAGGAUCGGCAUGACAGGGACGUCAGACCGUGGUUAUUGUUUCCCUGUAGGAAGUCUAGGCAGGGAUUUGUGCGUAUUAUCCUCGACGUUGUGGCACACAUACUGUAUACUAAUUAUUGUUAUGCCCUUAAUAGCUUGUUGGUCGACUGAGCUAUCUCGCUGGCCUGUGGCCCUGUACAGUAAGACGUGAGCUCGGCAGCGUGUGUUUAUGCAUGGCCUGCAUUUGGGUCAAUGAGAAUCUUUGACGACUGUGGCUGGUAUGGGCUGUUUACGUGGUUGUCCACAGCGUGGCUCCAGUGAGCCUUUGCUUUUUACGAGGCCUCAAGUUUACAUACUUGUGACAGACGUAAACCGUUACAACCGGUUUGGUUUUAGUUGUGUUAGGUUUCAGGUGUGCAAGACGUUACCCUGUCACGUAAUACACCAGGAUUUUGUGGCAAGGCCUGACGCGGCACCCUGAUAGUAUGCUGCAUGCACCCUUACAAGCUUACACAUGUGGACAUGACUUGCCCCGUGCAUUAGUUUGCAUGCGCCGUUAGCGUUACUGUUAUCUAUUGUUCGUUAUUUGGGGAACACCCAUGGGUUGCCGAUGGACAUGCCGAGGAAGCGGCGCAGGGGUUAGUUGGCACUCCAGCUCACUCCGGACUGUUAAUGUUGAUAAGUUGGACGAUGCAGCAAGGCUUGUAACAUGACU